This is a messenger RNA of Chlamydomonas reinhardtii, 6350 nucleotides long. RefSeq lists its product as uncharacterized. Gene Ontology annotation, molecular function: monooxygenase activity; oxidoreductase activity, acting on paired donors, with incorporation or reduction of molecular oxygen; iron ion binding. The transcript has 11 exons. Lineage: Eukaryota; Viridiplantae; Chlorophyta; Chlorophyceae; Chlamydomonadales; Chlamydomonadaceae. Bases 276 to 5885 code for a protein of 1869 amino acids. The record is from RefSeq and is a predicted model, not a curated record.
CUAUGCAAAUGCCCCCACGACUUCUGCAUCAUUCUUGCGUCCGCGGUCGACGGGCUGGGCUGCUUGCACAAUUGGAUACUAUACUGGCGCACCAAGCGAUCUGGCAGCCCAACGACACAUCACAGCAUUCAACAAUUACUUGCUCCGAAACCGUUUCCUUGAUUACGGGAACAUAUCAGUACUCACCGCGAAAAGAAGAAUUCUCUUGCGCUUCCAGGUUACUCGCCACGGAACACAAUCGGCAUCAAAUUUAUUUUGAGUAGUACAUAGUAAUCAUGCAGCUUUGCUCGAGCGGCCCUGCGGCUGCAGGGGCUGGCCACAAAAGCGAAUGCAAUCGUCAGCGCCUUGGCGGUCCUCGACUGCUGGUCAUGCCGCGCGCGAUCCAGGCUGGUGCUCCUACAAAUCCUCUAAGCAAGCGCUGGGGCGCGGGCUGGAGAUGGCCAGCAGGCCGGUGGUUGCCCCCCGCCGCGUCGACUGGUGGCGAAGGCCCUGCUUGCACCCCCCCGCCCACCGCACCGGGAUCGCUUCCCAUCCUUGAGGACCUGCCAAAGAUGGACCUGCGGCGAGCCUUCAUGUCGCACCACCAGCUGCUCAACGAGGCCGGACAGCGCCUGCUGCUGGUGCGCUACCUGGGCAAGCGCAAGCUGCUGCUGCGCGAGCCGGACGACGUGGCGGCGGUGCUGGCGCGGCCCGGCGAGGACGCCUUCCGCAAGCACCCGCGCCAGCAGCGCGUCAGCGCAUUCCUGGGAGCCGGCCUGGCCACGCAGCCCGACCGCCAGCGCCACGCCGCCCAGCGCGACGCCCUGGCGCCCGCCUUCCGGCCCGACGCCGUGCGGCAGCUGGACGCCGUCAUGGCGGCGGCGGCGGAGCGGCUGGCGGAGGCGCUGAUGGCGGCGGCGGAGGCGGAGGCGGAGGAGGCGGAGGCAGUGGCCGCCGCUUCCGGCAGUAGCAGCGGAGCUGCGGGCGCGGCUGCAGGUGCGGGUGCGGGUGCUGCAGCCGGGGAGCUGCAGGUUGAGAUGCAGGACCUGCUGAAGCGGCACUCGCUGGACCUGUUGGGGCUGGCGGCGCUGAGGUCGGACAUGGGGGCGCUGCGCCGCUCGCCGGUGAUGGCGGCGGCGGGCGGCGCCGCUGCAGCAGCAGCAGCAGCCAGGCUGCCGCCGGCGGCGGCGACCAAGGAGGCGGGCAAGGCCGGCGCCGGGGCGGCAGGCGUCGCCAAGGCGGCGGCGGACACGGCGCGCACGGCGGCGUUUGCGGCGGUGGCGGCGGUGGAGGAGCUGGUGAAUGGGUACGUGAGCCCGGGGGAGCUGGCGCUGCUGAAUGCGGAGUUCGAUGUGGUGGCGGCGGCGGGUGCGCGGCCGAUGGCGGGGGGCAGCGGCGCCGCAGCCGCGUCUGCGGCGAAGAAGGCGACGGAGGUGGCGAAAGCGGCGGCGCUGGCGUCAGCGGCGGCGGUGGAGGAGCUGGUGAGCGGGACGGUGAAUGAGGGCGAGCUGGCGCUGCUGAAUGCGGAGCUGCAGCCCGCCGGCGCCGCCACCUCGCGCGCCGCCGCCGCCAGUGCCGCCGCCGCGGCGGCGCGCGCCGCCGCCGUCGCGGCCGCCGCCGCCGUUGAGGAGCUGGUGACGGGCUACGUGCCGCCUGACGAGGUGCGGCUCAUGUCGGCGCAGCUCGAGUCUGCCGCCAGCAGUGGCAGCAGCAGCAGCGGCGGCAGUGGCAGUGGCAGCGCCGCUGCCAAGAAGGGCGAGCCGCCGCUGGCGGCGGCGAUUGCCGCCGCCAGGUCAGCCGCGGCGGCGGCGCGGCAGGCGGCGGCGGACGCCGCCGCCGCCGUCGGCAAGUUGGUGGUGGAGUACGCGGCCGUGGACACGACGAUCGAGUCGGCCGUGAUCAACAAGCCGGUGGCGUCGGCGGCCGCCGCCAGCAAGAUGGCGGCGGCGGCGGCGCGCACGGCGGCGGUGGUGUCGGCGGCGGCGGCGGAGGAGCUGGUGGGCGGGUACGUGGGCCCGGAGGACAUCACCGCCCUCGACGCGCAGCUGCAGCCGGCGGCCAUGGCCCGGAGCGCGGCGGAGGCGGCCAGGGCGGCGGCCGCCGCGGCGCGCACCGCCGCCGUUGCGUCGGCGGCGGCGGUGGAGGAGCUGGUGACGGGGUACGUCGGGGAGGGCGACCUGGCCCUGAUUGAGGCGGAAGUGGACAGCGUGGUGCCGGCGGCGGCAGUGGCAGCGGCGGCGGCGGCGGGCGGGGCCAGUGGCGGCGGCGGUGCGGGCGGCAGGACGCUUGCGUCAGCCGCGUCGGCGCGUGUCGCGGCGGACGCGGCGCGCACUGCGGCGCUUGCGGCUGCGGCUGCGGUGGAGGAGCUGGUGAGCGGGUACGUGGCCCCCGGGGAGCUGGCGCUGCUGGAGGCGCAGCUCAAGCAGGCGGGCGGCGGCGGCGGCCCGUCCGGGACAGCCCUCGCCGCCAAGACCGCGGCGGCCAGGGGCGCGGUGGCGGCGGCGCGGGCCGCCGCGCUGACGGCCGCUGCCGCGGUUGAGGAGCUGGUGACGGGCUAUGUCGGGGAGGGCGACCUGGCCCUGAUUGAGGCGCAGCUGCGCAGCGGCGACGGCGCCGCCGCCUCGCCGCGCAGCGGCGCCCUGGCGUCCGCCGCCGCCGCCAAGGCCGCCGCCGAGGCCGCCCGCGCCGCCGCACUCGCCUCCGCCGCGGCGGUGGAGGAGCUGGUGAGCGGGUACGCGGGCGCCGGGGAGCUGGCGCUGGUGGGCGCGGAGGUGUUGGCGGUGGAGGCCCAGGUGGCGGCGGCGGCGCGCGCCGCCGCCGAGACCGCCAGCGCCGCCGCCGCCUCGUCGGCCCAGGCGCUGGAGCAGCUGCUCACCAGCUACGUCGUGGCUGGGGAUCUCGCAGUGCUGGCGGCGGGGCUGGCGCCGCCGGAGCGACAGGCGCUACAGCCGGCGGCGGCGGCGGCAGUGCCGUCGGGCCCGGCAGCCGCCGCCAAGGCGGCGGCGGACGCGGCGCGCCGGGCUGCGGUGGCGGCCGUGGCGGCGGUGGAGGAGCUGGUGAACGGCUACGUCACGCCAGGGGAGCUGGAGCUGCUAGACGCGCAGCUGGGUGGCGGUGGUGGUGGUGGUAAGGCGGCCUCGGCCAGGGCGGCGGCGGACGCGGCGCGCAGUGCGGCGCUUGUGGCGGCGGCUGCGGUGGAGGAGCUGGUGAGCGGGACCGUGGCCCCCGGGGAGCUGGCGCUGCUGGAGGCGCAGCUGUCGGCGAGCAGUGGGAACGCGGUGGAGGCGGCCAGGGCUGCGGCCGCCGCGGCGCGCACCGCCGCCGUCGCGUCGGCUGCGGCGGUGGAGGAGCUGGCGACGGGGGCUGUGGGAGAUGGCGACAUAGCGCUGCUGCAGGCGCAGAUGUCCGCCUCCGGUGCCGAUGCGUCCAAGGCAGCUGCCGCCAAGGCGGCUGCGGAGGCGGCCCGCGCAGCCGCCCUGACCUCGGCAGCGGCUGUGGAGGAGCUGGUGAGCGGGUACGCGGGCGCAGGGGAGCUGGCGCUGCUUGAUGCGCAGCUCUCGGCGGGCGGGGGGAAGGCGGCGCCGGGCACAACUGCCUCCAAGGCGGCAGCGGCGCAGGCGGCGGCGGCGGCCGCGCGGACAGCCGCACUGACGGCGGCGGCGGCGGUGGAGGAGCUGGUGUCUGGGUCUGUGGCUCCAGGAGAGCUGGCGCUGCUUGACGCGCAGCUGCGUAGCGGCGGCGGUGGCGGCGGCGGUGCGUCCAGCAGCACGGGCACGGGCAGUGGCUCAGCCGCUGCCGCCGCCGCCGCCAAGGCGUCGGCAGAUGCGGCGCGCGGUGCCGCCCUCGCUGCGGCCGCGGCGGUGGAGGAGCUGGUGAAUGGGUACGUGAGCGCAGGGGAGCUGGCGCUGCUGGAGGCGCAGCUGGGCAGUGCGGGGCCCGCGCCUGACGCCGCCACCGCCUCCGCUGCCAAGGCCGUUGCGGCGAAGAGCGCGGCAGGGGCGGCACGUGCGGCCGCGCUGGCGGCGGCGGCUGCAGUCGAAGAGCUUGUGAGCGGGUAUGCAGGAGCGGGCGAACUCGCGCUGGUCGACGCACAGAUCUCGGCUUCGGACUCGGCUGCCGGCAAAGCGGCGGCGGCGAAGGGUGCGGCGGCAGCGGCGCGCACGGCAGCGCUCACAGCUGCGGCGGCUGUUGAGGAGCUGGUCAACGGAUACGUCAGCCAGGGACAGGUGGAGCUGUUGCAAGCGCAGAUGUCGUCGUCUGGUUCAGCUGCUGACAAGGCGGCGGCGGCGAAGGGCGCGGCAGGGGCAGCGCGCGCAGCCGCGCUAGCAGCGGCGGCAGCGGUGGAGGAGCUGGUGAGUGGGUAUGCGGGUGCGGGCGAGCUUGCGCUGGUCGACGCGCAGCUGUCAGCCUCCGGCUCCGCCGGAUCAAAGGCGGCGGCGGCGAAGGGCGCGGCGGCGGCGGCGCGCACGGCAGCGCUUGCGGCGGCGGCAGCGCUGGAGGAGCUUGUGAGCGGGUACGCGGGUGCUGGGGAGCUGGCGUUGGUUGAUGCGCAGCUGCGGAGCGGCGGUGGUGGUGCGCCCAGCAGCAGCGGCACCAGCGACGGCGGGCCAGCGACGGCCCAGGCGGCGGCGGACGCGGCGCGCCGGGCUGCGGUGGCGGCCGUGGCGGCGGUGGAGGAGCUGGUGAACGGCUACGUCACGCCAGGGGAGCUGGAGCUGCUAGACGCGCAGCUGGGCGGCGGUGGUGGUGGUGGUGGCAAGGCGGCCUCGGCCAGGGCGGCGGCGGAGGCAGCCAAGGCGGCGGCGCUUGCCUCCGCCGCUGCCGUGGAGGACCUUGUGAGCUCCGCCUACACGGGCUCAGGGCAGCUAGCGCUGCUGGAGGCGGAGAUGGAGGUGGCGGCGGCGUCAGCCGCCGCCGCCGCCGCGGCUGGCGGCGGCUACGCGGCUGUGGGCGCCGACGUGGACGUCGUAACGCUGAUGACGGAGAUCGAGGCGGCCUCGCUGUGGCUGCUGAUGGCGCUGCCCGUGCCCAACGAGCUGCUGCCGGGGUACGGCACGUACGAGGCCAAUGUACGGCGGCUGGACGAGCUGGUGUACGACAUGGUGCGGCGGCGGCGGGAGGCGGGCGUGGCCGCCGGCGACAAGGACCUGUUGGCCUUCCUGCUGCGGGCCCAGCAGCAGCAGCAGCAGCAGCAGGAGGGCGGCGGCGGCAGUAGCAGCAGCACGGCGGCGCCGGUGGCGGAGCUGAACGACAAGCUCAUCCGGGAUGAGCUGGUGACCAUGCUGCUGGGCGGCACCGACACCUCGGCGCUCACAGUCGCCUUCGCGGCCUGGCACCUGGCGGCGGAGCCGCAGCUGCAGGCAGAGCUGCGCCGAGAGGUGCUUGGUGUGCUGGGCGGCCGCGCGCUGGGCGAGCUGCGGGCGGAGGACGUGAAGGCGAUGCCGCUGCUGGCGGCGGUGGUAAACGAGACGCUGCGGCUGCACCCGCCGCUGGCCGAGAUCACCCGCGUCGCCACACAGGACGAGGUGGUGGGCGGCCACUGUGUGCCCAGUGGCUCCACCGUGGUCGCCUGCCUGUACAGCAUGCAGCGCCACCCGGGCAUCUGGCCGCGGCCCGAGGACUGGCUGCCCGCGCGCUGGCUGCCCGCGGCGGCGGCAGGCGGCCGGGCGGAGGAGCUGGGGCCCAAGCAGCCCAACGCCUUCCUGCCGUUCGGCGUGGGCUCGCGCAGCUGCAUCGGCCGCCACUUCGGGCUGCUCAGCACGCAGCUGACGCUGGCGGCGCUGGUGGCUCGCUUCGAGGUGCUGCCGCCCGCGCCGCCCGCGCCCACCGCCCUGGACUGGAGCCAGUCCAUCGUCAUCACCUCCCGCAGCGGCGUGUGGCUGCGGCUGAGGCCGAUCAGGCAGUAGCAGUGGCAGCAGAAAGCGGGGGCAGUGGUAGCGGUAGCGGGGGCGAUGAUGGCAGUAGCAGAUGCGGGGGUCUCGGGAUGUUAUUGCACCGCUGCACUGACGGUACCAGGGUGCGGCGGAGGGUAGAUGCCAAGACUGCUUGACCCCCACCACGGCAGGUGUGCCUUAGCCUAUCAACUCCGGUCGACAACUGCGCGUGACAAAUGUCCAUGUGUAGCAGACUGUAUAAGUACAACUCACGAUGCAAGGGCAUUCGUGCAUUUGGUUCGUGUUCGUGCUGUGGCUGGAGAUAGUUCGCUGCCCCACGCGCCUGGCAAAAAAGCCCCACGAAACCAGUCGAGUCGCCCGGCGACGGCGUUGUUGCUGGAUGGCUGCGUAAUGUGCUGUGGCAGCACAUAGCUUGCUGCCUCACGGCCCUCACCCGCCCGGCGGCAUGUGGUGUGGUGUAUGUAAAGCUCGGAAACA